AUGGACCCUGUGCCAGUGCCUGUACUAGUUGGUGGACUUAUUGAUUGUGUGGCCCAGUUAAUAAGAAUUGCUGAAGAAAUUUUACGCUUUAUUUCACAAGAGCAGCGAAUUCCUCCUUUACAAGAGAAUAAUGGAGCCGAACAGGCAGAAGCCAAUGCACCUCCUCCAGAUCCUCCAGAUGAAGUCUCGCUACCAGAUCUUGCCAAUUUCUCUGACUUAGAAUCAAUACUUUCACUAAGAGAAGAUGAAGAACUAGUCCUUGAUAUAGAUCAAGCUUUGUUAGAUGCAGGUGAUAUAAAUGAGGAUUUAUUCCCUGAUAUCAGCAAUAAUUUUAGAGAGGAGUAA
Molecule: messenger RNA, 345 nt
Organism: Octodon degus (degu)
Lineage: Eukaryota; Metazoa; Chordata; Mammalia; Rodentia; Octodontidae
Gene: Trpc5os
Product: TRPC5 opposite strand
Exons: 1
Coding region: 1-345 (114 amino acids)
Source: RefSeq, a predicted model, not a curated record